Molecule: messenger RNA, 1004 nt
Organism: Eruca vesicaria subsp. sativa (arugula)
Lineage: Eukaryota; Viridiplantae; Streptophyta; Magnoliopsida; Brassicales; Brassicaceae
Source: the annotation of a GenBank genome assembly
ACACAAGUUUAUGUUUUUCUUCUUCUUCUUCCUCUCUCUCUCUCACACAGAAAGUGUUUUACUGUUUUCUCUAAUCACUAUACGCUUCAACAGUUUCUCCACACGCAUCCUUGAGAAUGUCUGAAUUUCUAGCAGCAGAGCAUGAUUACAUAGGUUUGUCUGAGUUUCCAACCAUGGAAGCAACAAAACCAACGUCUGACAACAAAACCAAAACCACAGACAACAACAACAACAACGACGAUGACGUUCUGAAUUUCAAGGCCACCGAGUUAAGACUCGGUUUACCCGGUUCUGAGUCACCGGAACGAGUUGACCAGCGGCUCUGUUCUCUCAAGAGCUCAUGUCCUGUGUCAGGUGCCAAAAGGGUGUUUUCUGACGCCAUUAACGGGUCUACCAAAUGGGUCUUCUCCACUGAUAGCUCCGCCGUGGAAGAUAUUAAACCGGACGUUCCGGUUAAGGAGAAGAAGAGCUCUGCAUCAGCAGCAGCUCCAGCUUCGAAGGCACAAGUUGUGGGUUGGCCACCGAUUAGAUCAUUCAGGAAGAACACAAUGGCUUCUUCUCAGAAACAAGGUGGUGGUGGUGAUAAUAAUAACAAUAACUCAGAGACUGAAGGAGAAGCAAAGUCUGGACCAGAGCCUUGCUUGUAUGUUAAAGUGAGCAUGGAAGGUGCUCCUUACUUGAGGAAAAUCGAUCUCAAGACUUACAAGAGCUACGUUGAGCUCUCUUCUGCUCUUGAGGAGAUGUUCAGCUGCUUCACUAUUGGUCAGUUUGGGUCUCAUGGAGGGUGUGGCAGAGAUGGGUUAAACGAGAGUCGCUUAACUGAUCUCUUGCGUGGUUCUGAGUAUGUUGUUACUUAUGAAGACAAAGACAGUGACUGGAUGCUGGUUGGUGAUGUCCCUUGGGAAAUGUUUAUAUGUUCUUGCAAGAAGCUGAGGAUCAUGAAGAGCUCUGAGGCUAUCGGCUUAGCUCCAAGGGUGAUGGAGAAAUGCAGAAGCAGGAACUAG